UCCUGGGCCCGCCUCUGCGCCCGCCGGCCGGCGUUGCCUCUUUAGCCCGUUUAGCCUUAGAUCUCAGAGGAGUGCCAGCUGUUGCGAGCCGGAGAUACCCGACAGGUGCGCGCCUCGGUCACAGCCCAACCUCCAGCAUGGAGUUUGUGAAGUGCUUGGGGCAUCCGGAGGAGUUCUACAACCUGCUUCGCUUCCGGAUAGGAGGCAAGUGGAAGGUGAUAAAGAAGGACCAGGACUCGCUCAGCAGCAGCCUGAAAACUUGCUACCAGUAUCUAAAUCAGACCAGUCGCAGUUUCGCAGCUGUUAUCCAGGCCCUAGACACCGAAAUUCGUCACGCAGUAUGCAUAUUUUAUCUGGUUCUCCGAGCUCUGGACACUCUGGAAGAUGACAUGACCAUCAGCAUGGAAAAAAAGGUCCCGCUGUUACACAACUUCCACUUACCAACCUGACUGGAGGUUCACGGAGAGCAAGGAGAAGGAUCGGCAAGUGCUGGAGGACUUUCCAACGAUUUCCCUCGAGUUUAGAAAUCUGGCUGAGAAAUAUCAAAUAGUGAUUGCUGACAUUUGUCGGAAAAUGGGAAUGGGGAUGGCAGAGUUUUUGAAUAAGCAUGUGACAUCUGAACGAGAGUGGGACAAGUACUGCCACUAUGUUGCUGGACUGGUGGGAAUUGGCCUAUCCCAUCUGUUUUCGGCCUCAGAGUUUGAAGACCCCUUAGUUGGUGAAGACGUAGAGCUAGCCAAUUCUAUGGGCCUGUUUCUGCAGAAAACGAACAUCAUUCGUGAUUAUCUGGAAGACCAGCGAGAAGGAAGACAGUUUUGGCCUCAAGAGGUUUGGAGCCGGUAUGUUAAGAAGCUGGAGGACUUUGCUAAGCCGGAGAACAUCGACUUAGCUGUGCAGUGUCUGAAUGAACUGGUAACCAACGCCCUGCACCACAUCCCAGAUGUCCUCACCUACCUUUCGAGACUCAGAAACCAGAGUGUGUUUAACUUCUGUGCUAUCCCACAGGUAAUGGCUAUCGCUACUUUGGCUGCCUGUUAUAAUAAUCAACAGGUGUUCAAAGGGGUGGUGAAGAUUCGGAAAGGGCAAGCAGUCACCCUAAUGAUGGAUGCUACCAAUAUGCCAGCAGUCAAAGCUAUCAUAUACCAGUACAUAGAAGAGAUUUAUCAUAGAAUCCCCAACUCAGACCCAUCUUCUAGUAAAACAAGGCAGAUCAUCUCCACUAUCAGGGCACAGAAUCUUCCCACUUGCCAGCUGAUCUCUCGAAGCCACUACUCCCCCAUUUACCUGUCAUUUGUCAUGCUCUUGGCUGCUCUGAGCUGGCAGUAUCUGAGCACCCUGUCCCAGGUCACAGAAGACUUUGUUCAAACUGGAGAACACUGAUUUGGAAUUUACCCAGAAGCUAAAGUUCACCAUGAAAUGGACUUACCUUUUCUUCAAGGAUGGAUGUUGGCUUCUCUUUAUUUUUUCUCUCCUAUCCUAAUCCUUCAAUGAACUCUGUGAUCCGGACCUUUAGAAACUGAAAUGCAAUUGAGAAUAUAACAACGAAAGGAUACCUCACCCUCAGUACCAGGUACCAGGGGCAGUGCCACCUCCGCUUUCACUGAGAGCAGAGCAUCCUGAGCUGCAGUUCAGGUGAGACGGCGGCACGUGGGACUGUCGUCGGAUCUUAGUGUGAAUCCUGGCUGGAAUUAUAAUUCAAUGUAUUUCAUUUGAAGCAACCUUUGAAUACUUAUCAUCGUAGAAAAUGAAGAGAAUCUUCUUUUCAUCUGCUUCUAAUUUUUCCUAUCAUUUUGUUUUCUUUAAUUGGCUUAAAUGAGGUAGAUAUGGAUGUUUAUUGUCCUAUUAAUAUUUCCGUAUUUCCUAAGAAUACAGACGUGUCUUCAGCACAUGAAGUCUGGGAAUAAAAUUCUGGGUGUUCUGGUACUAUUUUCUUAUUUAAAGGAAGUUUGGUCUUUCAGGCAGAAAUAGCAGAAUUGCAUUGGCUUCCAUUUUAGAAGAUCGACCCUCAGGAAAGGCUGACAUUUUUUUCAUUGUUAUAAUAAAGGAUUUACUUACUCUGCA
Tupaia belangeri chinensis (Chinese tree shrew) is the source of this 2061-nucleotide messenger RNA. RefSeq names its product farnesyl-diphosphate farnesyltransferase 1 (gene FDFT1). The record is from RefSeq and is a predicted model, not a curated record. Gene Ontology annotation, biological process: cholesterol biosynthetic process; farnesyl diphosphate metabolic process. Gene Ontology annotation, molecular function: squalene synthase [NAD(P)H] activity. Lineage: Eukaryota; Metazoa; Chordata; Mammalia; Scandentia; Tupaiidae. Gene Ontology annotation, cellular component: endoplasmic reticulum membrane.